AUGCUGACGGACAUGCCCUGCGAGAAGGGGCUCAACUUCCGCUUCUUCGACCAGCGCACGAACAAGCAGUGGUUCAAGGGGUACUGGGCGCUCGCCCGCAUAAUCCGAAGGAGAGUGUACUGCGAGGAAAUGGGAUUGACGUCGCAGCAGGAGUUCACAGAGAUGGACCCUACCAGCCGACACGUGCUCAUACAGAUGGGUGACGCGCCCCUGGGCUACGGGCGGUGGCGCUUCGAAACUGGACCCGCGGGGCAGGGGCAGGGACAGGGGCAGCAGCAGUUGCAGUACGCGAUGGUGGAUAGAUUAUGCGUCCUCAAGGAGUAUCGCCAGCGGGGGUUUGCCAAGUCCUGCCUGGAGAGGAUCGUGCACGACGUGUCCACCCAAACGGCGCAGAUGAAGACUGCGGUCGCAGCGAUCGUCGUGCCAGCCCCACCAAACACCUUCGCACAUCAGAAGCUAGGAGAACGAGGCUGGACGCCGCAGGACGUGGAACCUACAGUGCAACUUCGCGCCGAGGGAAAGGAUCGAGUUGGAGUGCAGAGCACUGCGAUUAGUUGUGUUUUGCAGGGAGACACGGUCGACUUCCACGGCACGCCGUACGUCCGGAUGUGUCUCUUUCCUUCGACCCAAGCGGUCACCGCAGGCGGAUGA
Messenger RNA from Ectocarpus siliculosus, 651 nucleotides. The record is from the annotation of a GenBank genome assembly. NCBI's taxonomy places the organism in Eukaryota, Phaeophyceae, Ectocarpales, Ectocarpaceae.